This is a messenger RNA of Mastomys coucha (southern multimammate mouse), 1438 nucleotides long. RefSeq names its product zinc finger protein 688 (gene Znf688). NCBI's taxonomy places the organism in Eukaryota, Metazoa, Chordata, Mammalia, Rodentia, Muridae. Gene Ontology annotation, biological process: regulation of DNA-templated transcription. The record is from RefSeq and is a predicted model, not a curated record. Bases 465 to 1289 code for a protein of 274 amino acids. The transcript is spliced from 3 exons.
CGAGGUCCUGUGAGGCAGCAGGCAGCCGGGUAUUUUGAAGGCCUCUCUUCCCUACACACAGAAAUGAACACCAACUCUUCUGAAGCGGCCAUUGUACUUAAGGGCAAAUGGGGCGCUGCGGGCAGUGGAAGUCCGAAAGGCACACCUUGGUUUGUUACGCUGCAGAAAUGGCACCUCAGCGCCGGCAAUGGCAACUGAAGCUAGGCGGUCGCCAUGUUUUCUGAAGCUAUCUUUCGGGUCCCUUCACCCGAGUCGUGUCUUUGUGUGAGCGGCUGUGGAGUAUUACACUAUGGAGCCUUACUAGUCUCCACCGGAGCUCUGCCAUCGUAGAGGCCACUGGGGCUACCUCGUUCAUUCCGCAAGAGUUGCUAGCAACCGCGAUCAAGGGGCGUGGCUUCCGGCGGUUGCCGAGGCCGGAAGCGGAAGGCUGAGGCAGCCAAGCCGCUGCCGCGGUAGGAUCCCCAAUGGCGCCACCCCCGGUCCCACUGCUGGUUCCGAUGCCUGGGGAGAUCUGGCCUGGUUUCAGGAAGCCUGAGCUUCUGAGCUUCGCGGACGUGGCCGUGUACUUCUCCUCGGAGGAGUGGGGGUGUCUGCGGCCGGCGCAGAGAGCCCUGUACCGGGAGGUGAUGCGCGAGACCUACGGCCUCCUGGGCGCGCUCGGGUUCCCGGGCCCCAAACCAGCUCUCAUCUCUUGGAUGGAACAGGAGAGUGAGGCUUGGAGCCCCGCCGCCCAGGAUCCUGAGGAGGGGGAAAGCCUGGGAGGAGCUCCGAGAGGAGACACUCCAAAUGAGACAGAGUGGGGCUGCAAGGAAGGAGGAGAGAGGCCGGCAGAGAUUCCUGCUCAGUUGCAACCUAAAGAGAUGGUUGAACAUAAGACUUAUUCCAUGGCUACCAAGUCCUCUGCAGGGGCACAGCCACCUACCAAAGCUGCCCCAGACCAGAUAGCAGGGGUGCAGCUUCCUGUCCAGGUACCGAACACCGAUAUACAGGCCAGCCAGCGACGCCAUGUGUGUGUGGACUGUGGACGCCGGUUUACCUACCCGUCUAUGCUGAUCAGCCACCGGCGCAUGCACUCUGGUGAGCGACCCUUCCCCUGCCCAGAGUGUGGUGUACGCUUCAAGAGGAAGUUCGCAGUGAAAGCGCACCAAUGGACCCACCGUUCCUGCUCAGGGGGUCGCCGCGGCCGAAGGCCUGGAAUCCGGGCUGUGCCUAGAGCCCCGGUCCGAGGUGACCGGGAUCCACCAGUGCUUUUUCGGCACUAUCCAGACAUCUUUGAGGAGUGUGGGUGAGUUGAACAGUUGCCUCCGCCUGGAGGCCUGGAGCGGAGCAUGAACUUGGCACUAGGAGUCAAGACUUCUCAAGGAUCUCUUGUAAACUUGUUAAAAAGAAAUGUGCCUGUAAAGACUUAUCCAGAUUAAACCUGACACCUUCUCCCCUC